UUGCGGUUGAUCCAGAUAUUGCGAAUGCCACCUGGGUAAACGUCGUACAAGCCAUCAAGCGCUCGGGUGGCUUGCCUGACCCUGAUGUAACUCCGGAGCUCAUGAUAGAUGUUGUACAGCACCCAGACGAUGGACAAGACGGCAAGAACGACGUGUGCCCAAAGCCGUUUUUGGACGUGUUGUGCGCCCACAUUCGCAAUGUUGUAAAUAUCCACGCCAUGCUGAACAUCUUCUGGUUCGUUGCUAGUGGAAUAGCGAUUUAUCGGCAUGAGGAUGGGGAGGAUGACGACCAGCAUGGGCGUGAAGACUUUGAGGAGCAUGCGGAGGUAGCGGACGAAGAAGUAGGCGUCCAGGCCGCAUUUCUGGAUGAUCUGAAGGGCUGGGGUUGCGAUCACGGGCUUGAUCCAGCCGAUGAAACCGUGUGGAGGUAUGGCGAUGCGUUCUCUCUCGGGUACGAGGCCGCUGCUAUGGCAGCCCAGAGGGAGCCCCAAGACCAGCCUUCUGAUCCAAGUGCAAGGCCUCCGUUGCCGCUGAGGAUGGAGCCGAAGCUGGAAACGUCGACGUCCUCGGCGUUUACCGUAUUGGUAGACAUGUUGGAGCGCGUAUCCUCCCGGCCAGCAGUGAAGA
Molecule: messenger RNA, 627 nt
Organism: Scutellospora calospora
Lineage: Eukaryota; Fungi; Glomeromycota; Glomeromycetes; Diversisporales; Gigasporaceae
Source: the annotation of a GenBank genome assembly